Messenger RNA from Chironomus riparius, 1932 nucleotides. The record is from the annotation of a GenBank genome assembly. NCBI's taxonomy places the organism in Eukaryota, Metazoa, Arthropoda, Insecta, Diptera, Chironomidae.
AAUCAAUUGGUGCUCAUAAUUUAAAUCAAAUAUCAAAAGAUAAAUUUCAAGUGUUACUGUCGUUUUCAUUGAGGUUUUUUUGUGUUUUCAAUAUAUUUUCAACCAAACGAAAUGGCUAACAGAUUUAAUCAGAAAGUAGAUCCAGAGUUAAUAUUUACAAAGCAGGAAAGAAUUGGAAAAGGCUCAUUUGGUGAAGUAUUUAAAGGUGUUGACAAUCGUUCACAGCAAAUAGUUGCCAUAAAGAUUAUUGACUUAGAAGAGGCUGAAGAUGAAAUUGAAGAUAUUCAGCAGGAAAUCAUGGUUUUAUCACAAUGUGAUUCACCAUAUGUCACAAAAUAUUUUGGAUCCUUUCUAAAAGGAACAAAACUAUGGAUUAUUAUGGAAUAUUUAGGAGGUGGAUCAGCCUUGGAUCUUAUGAAAGCAGGAUUGUUCGAGGAGAUGCAUAUUGCAAUAAUUCUCAGAGAAGUACUGAAAGGACUGGAUUAUUUACACUCUGAGAGGAAGCUUCAUCGUGACAUUAAAGCCGCAAAUGUAUUAUUAAGUGAAAUGGGAGAUGUAAAAUUGGCUGAUUUUGGUGUUGCAGGCCAGCUUACAAAUACGACGUCCAAAAGAAACACAUUUGUUGGAACUCCAUUUUGGAUGGCACCUGAAGUGAUAAAACAAUCUAUGUAUGAUUCAAAAGCUGAUAUUUGGUCACUAGGCAUAACUGCAAUUGAGCUUGCGAAAGGAGAACCCCCCAACUCUGAAUUGCAUCCAAUGCGUGUACUUUUUUUGAUUCCUAAAAAUAAUCCGCCACAAUUGACCGGAAGUUAUUCUAAACCAUUUAAAGAUUUUGUUGAAGCGUGCCUAAAUAAAGACCCAGAAAAUAGACCGACAGCAAAAGAGCUUUUAAAGUAUCCAUUUAUAAAGAAGGCAAAGAAAAAUGCAUAUUUGAUUGAUUUGAUCGAUCGUUUCAAGAAAUGGAAGAACCAGAAAGGCGAGGAAAGCGAAACGGAAUCAGAAAAUUCAGAUUCGGAGGAGUCAAAACCAGAUAGCGACUUGGACGAACCAUGGAUUAUGACUGUGAAAGGAAUGAAAGGAAAUGCACAUAAUAAACCUUCUGUUUUUACACUUGAGGAUACUUCUUUCAAUAGCAGUUCACCAAACAACUGUGGAAGUCCUUCGCGAGAUGUAAAUUUGAAUCAUUUGAGUUUGACAAGUUCAUCACAGAAUUUACAGCAAAAGCAAGGAUUUUCACCAAGCAAUUCGCCAACUCGCGAAACCCCAGAGACACAGAUAUCACAAAAAUCUAUUGUGCACUUAAAAGAGAAGAAAGACGAGCGGUAUGUGAUUGAGUCCUCAAUCGAAAACACCAAAAACGAAGAAUUGGUUGUGAAAAGUCCUGAAAAAGAUUUCGAUAGGCCAUUAAAGGAGACGAUCGAACAUGAGGUUAAAGAGGAUACAAGAAACGGACGUACUGCUAUAAACAUUCCAAGCUCCGAAAUUCCAUCGCCAAAAUCACCACAAAGUGCGGUUGAAAAACGAAAUUCAUUCAAAUUUCAAGAACAAAAAGAGCAUCAUCGCGAACAUAAUGGUGCCAAAUCAGGCAAUCUUUAUAACAAUAAUAAAGUAAAUAGCGCUUGCCUUAACAAUUUAAUUCUACCACUUUUAUCAGAGAUAACAAGUAAUCGCAAUCAAUAUCAUCAUAGUAAUAAUAACAACAACAACAAUAAUAAUGGUAACAGAAAUUCUACCGAUGUUGUUGACUUGAAAUCGUCAUUUGAACUUGCAGAACGGAGCUGUCCUGGUGUUACAGAUUUAUUUAUUAAAGAGAUCAUUCAUAAACUGAUGCCUGGAUUUUCGGAAACAAGAAUUAAUCACAUCAUUGAUAAAAUGUCAAGAUAAACUAUAAAGCACGUUAUUUUGUUAUAGCAUUUUUGUGUUGAAGAAAGA